Trifolium pratense (red clover) is the source of this 1013-nucleotide messenger RNA. RefSeq lists its product as uncharacterized. The coding region runs from base 467 to 775 and encodes 102 amino acids. The transcript is spliced from 4 exons. NCBI's taxonomy places the organism in Eukaryota, Viridiplantae, Streptophyta, Magnoliopsida, Fabales, Fabaceae. The record is from RefSeq and is a predicted model, not a curated record.
AAGCUUGAUACAAAUAUAUAAUGGAACUAUUAUUGUAUCACAUCUUUUCUGUUGUGGCUUCUGUCUUAUUUAUUUUUCUGGUAAUGUGGGGGGAUAAUUAUGAAAAUGUGAUGAUAUUGCAGAUAUACUAGUAUUUGAAUGACCAAAAGCAGCUCAUUGAUUCGUUGACCUCUUUGCAAGAUUGUUCACUUCCAUUGAAAUACUAUCUUAGAGGUUGCUUUAUUGUGCUUCAGCACUCCAUUAUGUUCUUCGUGCUGCUGCUGCAUAAGUUUUUGGUUUGUGUGCUUCUCAGCGUUUCUGGUUUGCAGUUUAGUUUCUGAAGUCUGAAUGUGAACCCUUUACCUUCUCUGCGAGACCACCGUGAGACCACGCGAAAGUUGUUUGCUACGACACCAUCACUAUCUUCAAUCAAUGGCUCCAAUUGCAGUGAGAGAUGUGAUUCCAGAUGGAACGUUAGCACACCUCAAUGACGAACGUAAACCUCAAUCUGUUUCUAUUAAUUCCCUCUCCACCGGUGAAAAAAGUUAUCAUCAUUGUUGUUCUUGGUGCUUUCACUCCCCACUUGAAGGUAUUGCCAUGCACGCCCCCCUCAUUCUUUUCAAUUGUUCCUCAAAUCAAGUGGAUUGAUCUCUUGGAAGAGAAAAUUUCAUCAAAUGGAACAUCUGGAACAUAUGAGCCAAUUGACACAAUGAAGACAGUCAAAGAAGAUGAUGAAAGUUGCACAUCAUUGCCACUAUUUGAGCACUUGUACCAAAAUGUCUUGCUUUAUGCUUGAUUAGUAUAAUUGAAUCUGUUAGCAUCAAUGUAUAGGUAGGUUUUUUUUUGCAAUUGAUGCAAUCAUUUGCAUAGGUUGUUGGUAGGCGAAUUUCUAUUAGACUAGUGGACUUUUAAGUUUUUCUAGAUUCAUCAUAGGCAUAUUGGUCCAAGGAUGGGAUAUAAGUUCUACUGAUGACAUUAUUUUUGUUGCAUUUCAAGGUUAAUUGCAUAAAUACAAUUGUAUUCUUUUUGCCUUA